Cuscuta campestris is the source of this 1782-nucleotide messenger RNA. NCBI's taxonomy places the organism in Eukaryota, Viridiplantae, Streptophyta, Magnoliopsida, Solanales, Convolvulaceae. The record is from the annotation of a GenBank genome assembly.
CUCCGUAUAUAUAUAUAUAGCUUUUCAGUUAAAGCUUGAAGCCACAUCAAAACCCAACAUUCUUUAUUAUCUCUCUCACCUCUCUAUUUGGCAUUGCUUUAAUAAUCCUAUCAUCUCAUGGAUAUGGCUUCCAUUCCCUCUCUAGUGGUGUGUCUCCUCCCUCUCUCCUACCUCUUCUUCCUAAUAUGGAAGAUAAUAGAUGGAAAGAGGCACAAAAAUUGUUACAUUUUGGACUACCAAUGUUACAAGCCCACGGAUGACCGAAUGUUAACGACAAAGUCGAGCGGGGAUUUGAUUUGGAGGAACAAGAAUCUCGGGUUAAACGAGUACAAGUUCCUCCUAAAGGCCAUCGUCAGCGCUGGCAUUGGCGAGCAGACGUAUGGCCCGCGGGUCGUGCUGGAAGGCCGGGAAGAGGUCGCGUCCCACCAGGACGCGAUCGUGGAGAUGGAAGAGUUUUUCUACGACACAAUCGACAAUGUCUUGGAGAGGCAACACAUUUCGCCCUCGGAGAUCGACGUGCUGGUGGUGAACAUAUCCAUGUUUGCUCCUAUGCCAUCGUUGUCGGCUCGGAUUGUGAACCACUACAAAAUGAGACCGGACACGAAGGUGUACAACCUUUCGGGCAUGGGGUGUAGCGCUAGCCUCAUAUCCGUCAAUUUGGUACAAAACAUGUUCAAGACUCACAAGAACUUGUAUGCCCUUGUCUUGACUUCAGAGUCGUUGAGCCCGAAUUGGUAUUCAGGGAACGAUAAGUCCAUGAUUCUCACCAACUGCUUGUUCAGGUCAGGCGGAUGUGCAAUCCUCCUGACCAACAAGGUGGCUUUAAAGCAAAAAGCCAUGUUCAAGUUGAAAUGCCUAGUCCGGACGCACCACGGUGCAAAAGACGAAUCGUACGGUUGUUGCAUACAACAAGAGGACGAACAAGGGCGCACCGGGUUUUUACUACAGAAAUCACUCCCCAAGGCCGCAACCCAGGCUUUCGUGGACAACCUCAAAGAGAUCACCCCCAAAAUCUUGCCCAUCCGCGAACUCGUCCGCCACGGGAUCGUUUCACUCUACCACAAACUACAGGCCCGGUGGUCCUCGACGAAAGGCGGGGCCCGCACCGGCAUCAACUUCAAGACCGGGGUCGACCACUUCUGCAUCCACACGGGAGGAAAAGCGGUGAUCAACGGCAUCGGGCAGAGCCUGAACCUGAGCGAGCACGACCUGGAGCCAGCCAGGAUGACGCUCCACAGAUUCGGGAACACGUCGGCUGGGAGCCUAUGGUAUGUCCUCUCCUACAUGGAGGCUAAGAAGAGGCUAAAGAAGGGUGAUAGGGUGUUCAUGAUCAGCUUUGGGGCUGGCUUUAAGUGCAACAGCUGUUUGUGGGAAGUGGUUCGAGACUUGGAAGAUGCAAAUGUAUGGGAAGAUUGCAUUAAUGCCUAUCCACCUAAAACCCUAAUCAACCCUUUCUUGGAUAAGUAUGGUUGGCUCCAAAAUGAAGAUCCAGCCACUUUUACUCCCCCACAAGACUUUUAUCGCCAAUCAGCAAAUUAAAUAAAUACUCAUCAAAGAUUUAGUAUAUUAUUAAUUCCUUUUUUCUUAAAUUAGUUAUUAUAUAUAUGUUCCAGUGAUUUUUAUACUCAUUUUAUUAAUUGUUAUUGUCAUUACAAAGAAUUGUAAGUCAUUAUAUACAUACUAUAUAUAGCAUGGUGUUGAUGAUGAUACAUACAUACAGCUAGCUAGUGAUGAUACAUUUUAAUUUGCUAGGAAACUUCUGCAUAAAAUAGUUGUCAUCAU